Molecule: messenger RNA, 940 nt
Organism: Salvia miltiorrhiza (redroot sage)
Lineage: Eukaryota; Viridiplantae; Streptophyta; Magnoliopsida; Lamiales; Lamiaceae
Product: protein ELF4-LIKE 4-like
Exons: 2
Coding region: 339-686 (115 amino acids)
Biological process (GO): positive regulation of circadian rhythm; entrainment of circadian clock
Source: RefSeq, a predicted model, not a curated record
GACAUUUGUGAGCCCAUGAAAUCCUCAAAACUGAAAGAGAGUGGGAGAUCACAAGACAAGCAUAAAAAAGCACAAGAAACACAAACCCCACGAAACUACCAAAGAGGGGUCCCCUUUUGUGUGACUGUGUGUUUGUGUGUGCGUGUAUUGUCAAAUCUCAAAGUUUACUGAAUAAUACUCCCCUUUUCUUUUCAACCCGCUUCAUGAUUUCAGGGUCUUUUCCCAAUCCCUGCACCGUUUGCUGCUACUGCUGUUGAUUCUUCUCCUUCUCGAAGAGAGAGAGAGAGAGAAUGGUCCUGAAUUUCAAGUGGUUGUAACACUUUUGAGGGCGAGAGGCUAUGGAAGACGACAUAUUUUCUGGCCUUGCCAACGGGCAGCAGAUCGAGAGCAAGGUUGUUCAAACGUUUCAGAAAAGUUUUUUACAAGUCCAAAACAUACUGGACCAGAAUAGGGUGUUGAUCAGUGAGAUCAACCAGAAUCACGAGUCAAAGAUCCCGGAUAAUCUGUCGCGUAACGUGGGGCUGAUUCGGGAGCUCAACAACAACAUCAGGAGGGUGGUUGAUCUGUACACUGAUCUGUCCAACUCCUUCACCAAAUCCAUGGAGGCGUCCUCGGAGGGUGAUUCAGCCGGGGCGACGAAAUCUGAUGGAAGAGGUGGGCAGAAGAGAGUAAGAUCUGGUAAUUGAGUUUAAAUAGUUGGGGGUUUCCAUCUAAUUCUUGAGGUGAUACAAUCUGGUUAGUGUAACUUGAUUUCUUGGAAUUUUUUCUUGAUCUUUAGCUAGAAUGAGCAUUUUUCUUGAGAUAAAGAACUGUGGAUACAUAAGAGCUAUCUAUUGUGGUAGUUUGGUGUAAAUCUUGCAAUUGUAAUAUCAUCAUGGACAUUAACUGCCUAUACAUUUUCAAAGCAAAAAUCAGUCACAAUCUUUUCUUCCUUUGGAAA